Myxocyprinus asiaticus (Chinese sucker) is the source of this 2023-nucleotide messenger RNA. RefSeq names its product Fanconi anemia core complex-associated protein 24-like. The transcript is spliced from 4 exons. NCBI's taxonomy places the organism in Eukaryota, Metazoa, Chordata, Actinopteri, Cypriniformes, Catostomidae. Gene Ontology annotation, molecular function: chromatin binding. The record is from RefSeq and is a predicted model, not a curated record. Bases 234 to 881 code for a protein of 215 amino acids. Gene Ontology annotation, cellular component: Fanconi anaemia nuclear complex. Gene Ontology annotation, biological process: interstrand cross-link repair.
GAGAUUUGACGAGGCUUGAGUGUUUUGUUUUGGUUUGCUGGUGGGAAGUUCGCUCAAGGAAAAAUAUUGAUAUCUCUUCGCAUACAUUUUAAGAGAACUGAACGAGGAACACCGACCGGAUUAACCUUUAUGGACUUCUUGAAGAUAUGCUUUUGUUGUUUGGAGCGAGUCAAUACAGUCGUACAGAACUGAAUGAAUACUGUUAUUGAUUAUUAAAUUGGUCGUUGUCUGUGAUGGAAUCGAAACCCGUUCCCGCGAAACUGAUCAACGCCGCGCCUCCAUAUGGACAUAUUCUCACUAAUGAGAAGUGGAGGGGCUCAACACUUGUGCAGUGUUUUAAAGGGAGUGUGAAGACGAUCUUUGAAGAGGAGCUGGGCAUUGUGGACUUCUGUCUGAGCAAUAAGACUUGUGUCCUCUAUGUGUCAGAGAGUGAUCAGGUGGCAGGAAACAGCUACAGGAGGAAGAUCGUCCGGUUUAGAAAUGCUAACAGUGGUCUGCAUGGUAUUGUGAUUGUGGAAAAGACUCAUCUGAGUGAGCAGUACUUCAGCGGGCUGCAGAGGUUUGUGGUUUUGGAGUUGGGUCUGACUCUACUGCCCGUGUCCAACGCUGCUGAAGCCGCACAGCUCGUAGCACAGCUGGUUCUUGGAGAGAACAAAGAGAAUCCGUUCCGCAGGAGAAGUUUGUCCAGACUGCUGGAGCCGGUGGUGUUGAGUUUGGUUCAGCAGAUUCCUGGGGUUGGAAAGGUGAAGGCCAUGCUGCUGCUUCAGCAAUUCCCCAGCAUCCAUCAGCUCUGCAGAGCUUCAGUCCAGGAACUAGAGGCUGUAGUGGGGCAGACAACAGCCCAGCACAUCACAGCAUUCUUCCACAACCAGUUCACAUAGAACUCCACAUCAAAGACUCCAGUUAAACGCACACCCUGGAUUUAUCAUACUAGUUAAACAUGCUCAAUAUAGUUUUGUGUGUUAAACUGCCCCAAUAUAUAAAGUGAUAAAGCACACACAGUAAUAUUGUAAAAUAAGUUGACUUGCUUCUCUUUGAAGCAUUUUGUUUGCCACAAAUUUCAUGAUGAAUGCAUAUUUUAUGUUGUUACUAUCAAAUUCAUGUUUUUGUCUUCUUUUGUUAAUUUAUCUUGACACUUAAGGCAUUUAGCUGACUACUAUUUCAAUAAACCUUCUUCAUGUAUAUGAAAGGAUAAACACAUUCUAAGCUUUUUUCAUCGUCUUUGCGUCAUUGCAGAUUUUGAAGUGUAGCGAAGAACUUUCAACAAUAGGUGGCGCCGAAAACUUGCACUGUGUUCGACCCCUAACCCCUUUUCCAAACUCAAUGUGCAACAGUGGAUUUGUAGAGAGUGUCUCUCUUUGGACUUUUCAAGGCAAGUCAGUUCACUCGACGGCCAACGCUGGAACGCUCCCGGGCAGCUUAUUACUAUAGAUGCAAUCAAGCGGCAAACAAGUGCAGCUCCUAUCUACUUGAAUGGGGAAAGACUGAAAUGUCCAAAACGGUUGUUCGAGAUUACGAUCGAUCAAAGAACAUAUUUCAAAUCAGCUGUAAAAUAUGACAACACUGGUAUCAUGAAUAGUGCUUCUUUAGCUUAGUUCACAGUGGACCCCUACAAUAUUUUGUAGGCAGGUCUAGCUAAUGCGCAUGCGCGUUCUUAGGUUUACUGACUAGCGGUGUCUGUUAUCUAAAAGCUGAUUGGCUCUUAUACCUGGAAGGCAUUACGUUUCUACAUCCGCCAUAUUGACCAUUCCAAUUACUCCCAUUCUUUUUCAUUUACAAAUUCUCCGUCUCAGAUUAAUUAGUCUCUGGUACAGCUUAGAAAAAAGUUCACAAUAUAUAGCAUGCGAGCUUAAGCACACAUAUUUGAAAAUCACACAUCUUAUUUUAUUUAUGUAUAUAUUUUUUUGCUUUUCAGUAAGGUGUUGGCUUUGGUUUUGUCAGUAUGUGCUCAUAAAAAAUAAAGACAUUUUGAGUGUAUGUGGUGAAUCGCACACAAACUGUCAUGAACAUCCCUGGCUCUUAA